Molecule: messenger RNA, 2181 nt
Organism: Striga asiatica
Lineage: Eukaryota; Viridiplantae; Streptophyta; Magnoliopsida; Lamiales; Orobanchaceae
Source: the annotation of a GenBank genome assembly
CUUCUUCGAACUUCACGUCCAACCCUAAUCCCUUCACUUCAGAUCCAAUCGCCCCUUUUUCCUUAGAACUCUCAUCGUCUUUCACAAAGUUUCCUCCUUUUUUGAUCGAGAUUUGCUCUUCUUUGCCCAAAUUAGCUACUUUAUCCUCAAAGGCCGUAUCUUUUUCAUCUCCGGCAUCCAAAAUCAUUCCUUUUUCGUCGCCGGCGGCCGGGUAUAUGACACCGCCCUAGCACUUUGAAAGGAAUAAAGGAAUAUUCAGUGAUGUAUUUUGAUUCACGUGUUGUGACAGCAAUCAACCCAUAGUUCCGCAGCUUAAAGCACAAUGGGAGAUUAUGAAAGAGACGAAUAUGAAGACUGGGACGAGUACGAGGAGGAUGGUGAUGAGCGAGUACAGGAAGAAGUCGGUGAAGAUGAAUAUGAAGAAGAAACUUACCAGCCCACUCAGGAGGAGCUUGACUAUCUUGAACUGAGACAAAAGUUAAAAGAGUCAAUCAGGAACCAGAUGAAGAAGGAAUUGGGAACUGCAGAUGCAGGCUCCCGGAACAGAAUCAAUGGGUUUAGCAAAGACAAUUAUGGCACCUUCUUUGGGCCUCGAUACCCUUCAAUUUCUCAGAGAGUGAUUCAAGAAAGCAAGUCCUUGUUAGAGAAUCCAGAUUUGGCAGCAAAGAUUAUGAAAUCUAAUCGUGCUGUUAUGCAGAACAAGAGCUCCGUUGCAAAAUCAGUCUCGUCAAAAUCUCGGGACAAUCAUCUGCCAAGAGUCACAAAUGGGUUAAAGAAAAAAGUUGAAAUUCUUAAAAACACAAGGGACUACUCUUUUCUAUUAUCCGAAGACUCCGAGAUUCCAGCAGCCUCGAAAAGUCUUCCCCCAAAAACCGUAUCAGCCCCAAAGACUGGUGUGCAACAGCUCCUCUAUACUCUCUGGGAUUUUGGUGCACUUGAAGAUGCACGGUCGGCCCAACAGCAGCCUAACAGGAGCAACAAACAGGUGGCAAAUGAACGUGGUCGAGAACCCACCUCAAAUGAUCGUAACGUAAGGAGGCCAAUGCCUUCGAGCAUUCAAAACAAACCUAAAGUAGUGCAGGAGAAGACGAAAAUCCCUAUUAAGCCGGCGAUGGAUCCUAGGAAACAGCUAGGGAGCAAUAAUGGGAGUGGGCCUGGUCGGCCCGUUGGGCCCAAAAGCAUGUCUUCUAGCUCUGCGCCUAUCAGCACUAGCAAGGCCACCCCAGCUACUGCAAAAUAUACAAUGGCUGGUGGUGUGCGUAGGCCAGCACCUUCUUCGGUGCAAUCUGCCAUUCGUAAACCGAUGCCUUCGAAUAUGCAGUCUGGGAUUCAUAAAUUGGCUCCCCCACGGGCACAACCUUCGUCAGUUGUGAAAAAACCAUCUGUACAGCAAAAGGAAUCUCUAGGAUCUAGCAAGCCGAAGGUGAUAACGAAGCAAGCAGUCUCUUCCUCCUCUAGAGAUCAGUUGAGACGACCACCUCCAAAGGCGCCUGCUAGUCAUCGUUUAGCAGAUGAAAGGCCUAAGGCAAAACAUAAGAGGCCGCUCGACGAUGAAGUUGAUGAUCCAUCUGCUAUUAGUAGUAUGAUCAGAUCAAUGUUUAGGUAUAAUCCAAACAAUUUCAGCGAUGACGAUGAUGAUAGGGACAUGGAGGCCAAUUUUGAAGAUAUUGUAAGGGAGGAGAAACGCAGUGCAAAAAUCGGUCGAGAAGAGGACGAACGAGAGCUCCGGCUUGAGGAAGAGGAAAGAAGGAGGAGGUUGGCUAAGAAGCGCAAGCUGGGCCAUUAGUGGUUGGAAUAAAGCUUUUUAGUUUCUUCUUUGUUUUGAGCAAACCUGAACCGAUCUUGCUCUGGCAGAAGGCUGUUGCUGAUAAAUAGCUGUGGGAAAUAAGACUCAAGCUAAUUAAUCUGAGUGAGUUAUUGGUGCAAUGUAACAUUAGUUUGUCAUUGAUCUUAGCUUUCCAGAGAAUUGCUAAGAAACCAUCCACUGGUUUCAUAAUAGAAAACCAGCUGCCUUUAUGUAGUAUUUGGUUGGUGUGGAUGUAGUGUUUUUUAUAUACCAUGUUAUGCAACGGCUACUUGCGUUUGUAGAUUUCUUAAUCUUUUUAUUUGUUUUUCACAUAUUAUUAUCAUGUCAUAAUAAAAUUCCUCACUUGUAAUAUCGUGUAAAUAAGCAUAUCUUAU